This is a messenger RNA of Schistosoma turkestanicum, 1527 nucleotides long. The record is from the annotation of a GenBank genome assembly. Lineage: Eukaryota; Metazoa; Platyhelminthes; Trematoda; Strigeidida; Schistosomatidae.
AUGUCACUACUGUUUGUUAUUUUGUAUUUGAGUAUAUUCAAUAAGAGAUUGGUCGAAAAUGUGACUGUACAACAAUCUUCAAUCAACGAUAAGAGUAAUAAAAAUUCUGCACAAAGGAAAGGUGAAUUUAUUGUUGGUGAAAAAUUCCGAGUUCAAGUGGUUUUGAGUGAAGAUUUAGAAAAUCUUUUAUUGUUCGAUGAAUUCAAGAAACAGGUGAAAGAUGCUGUGACAUUCUGGACAAGGACAUUGCAACCGAAGAUAAGAUCUACCAAACAGAUUUUAAUCGAACGACCAAUCGCAGGUACAAUUUUAAUUUGCUCGGCCAUGCAAUAUCUCGAAAGCAAUCCAAAUCACUUAAAACGAAUAAUUAUGCAUGAAUUGGGACACACGUUUGGCUUUGAUUAUUCGGUGUUCUCUUACCUACGUGAUGAGAACGGUCAACCUAGGACAACGCGUAAUCCACAAACUGGUGAACCAGAAUUACCGAAAGAUAAUGAAGGCCUAGAAGCUGAUAAGAAUACCGUGAAGUACGUGCAGAGGGACUGGAAAACAAUAUCAGGCGUGAAAAGUUUGCAGAGAAUCUCUCUAACAUUGCCAAGUGUAGUCAGCUUUGCCAGACGCCAUUUUGGGUGUAAUGAUCUUGAUGGUGUUGAUCUAGAAUCGGAUGGUGGUGGUGGAACUCCUCAUUCACAUUUCGAACGCCGUCUGUCCAUUGGUGAAAUAAUGUCUGGUUAUAUCGAUAUCAUGGCUUCUGUAUCUGGCUUAACUCUCGGUUACUUCAAUGAUACUGGAUGGUACAAUGUGAAUUUUUCCAUGGCUGAACGAUGGGAGUGGGGUCGUGAUCAAGGCUGCGAUUUCAUUCAUCAAAGUUGUGGUGAAUUUAUCAAAACACAAAAAUCAAGAGGACAAAAGUCAUCACCUUGGUGUGAUGAACUAGCGUUAGCCGUUCGAUGCAUUCCUCACGUGAACGCUUACGGAGCAUGCAAUUUGAUGAAGUUCAGUUCAUCUUUAAAACCAGAACAUACACACUUCAAUAACGUGCCUGACGUGUCACAGUCGGAACAAAACAUGUUGGCAGGAGUGGACGACUUGGCAGAUCACUGUCCAUAUAUGGCAGUUUUUACAAGUUUGAAAAAUACAUCGUUGAAUUCUCACUGUGAAGAUACCGAUAACCAAAAAUACCAACAUAUGGACAGUAUACCGGAGUAUUACGGGAAGCAGUCACGAUGUUUCAAUAUCAGAAUAGUACAUAGAAAUAGCAUUGGAAGUCACGUAUCCGCUGGUUGUUAUAAAGUGAAAUGCAAUCUCCGCUCUCAGGUUGAAGUGAUGUUUAACGAUAAAUGGCGUAAGUGCCCUGAAAACGGUGGUGAUAUUUCGAUAUACGAAGUCCCGAACAGAAUUUAUCGGUUAGAAUGUCCGGUUUCUAAAGAUAUAUGUCCGGAAGAAGAAACACGUGAGAGAAUAAAAAAGCGUGCGAAUAGACUGAAAGGAGACAGUAAUUAUAUGAAAACAAACACCAUUUCGUAG